GGCAGUCGCAGUGAGCGGUGAGCUGGCAUGAAGUGAGAACUGAGAAGGCGAUUCUCGCGUUUUCCUCGAACAUUUGCCGAGCCUUGCCGUGCCCGCCUGAGUGUUUCGCGCACUUGUGUUUUGCAAUUAAACGUGGGAUCAUCAAUCGCGGUCCAAUCGCACUGUGAUUAAACAAAGUGGAAGCCGAGCUGACAAGCCAGCUCUGGCCGAAAACGAAAAGUGAACAACAACAGCUGAACGACAUUAUGACAAUGUUAUGAUGCUGAUUAAUAACUGGACAAUUAGCUGAAAAUGAACUCGUAAAGAUUACACUGAUUGUGGGUAGUGAAUUGAUAAAUUUUUAAAUAUAUAUCCUAAACGAAAACAGAGAUUUAUGCAAAGGCAUUCGAGCGCAUUGCAGGAGUACAAUUAUAAACUUCAAACGUUGGUUGGCAUUGAAUUAAAACAAGUGGAUAGUUUAAAUAAAAUAUAUACAAGAUGAGUUACGGUUGGAACACGGAAGUGGUCAGUGAGCCAGAGUUUGUUCGUCAGGUCGCUAAAAAAGUGGAUCUCGGAGAAAGAGGAUCAGGCAUCAGACCACAAGGAACAGUUCAAGACUUUAACGAGCUAAGGCAGCAAUGUUUAUCGAAUGGAACACUGUUCGAAGACCCCGAGUUUCCGGCUCAAGAUAAUUCCAUAUAUUUUUCAAAGAGACCCGAUCGGUACAUCGAAUGGAAACGUCCAAUGGAAAUUGCACAAGAUCCACAAUUGUUCGUGGAGGGGUUUUCACGGUUUGAUGUACAACAGGGCGAGCUUGGUGAUUGCUGGCUCAUCGCAGCUGUUGCAAAUCUUACACUGCAUCCAAAUUUAUUCUUCCAAAUUGUACCCGAAGAUCAAAGCUUCGAAGACAACUAUGCAGGGAUAUUCCAUUUCAGAUUUUGGCAGUACGGAAGAUGGGUGGAUGUAGUCAUAGAUGAUCGCCUGCCGACUAGUCAAGGGAAAUUGAUGUUCUUACAUUCAGCUGAAAAUAACGAGUUUUGGAGUGCAUUGCUUGAGAAAGCGUAUGCGAAGCUUCAUGGUUCAUAUGAAGCUUUAAAGGGAGGAACGACAUGUGAAGCUAUGGAAGACUUUACCGGAGGUGUAACCGAGUUGUACGAAAUGAAUGAAACACCACCAAACUUGUUCAGUAUUCUACUCAAGGCUUACGAAAGAAACUCAUUAAUGGGUUGUUCACUGGAGCCUGAUCCAAACGUAUUGGAAGCUGAAACACCAGAAGGUUUAAUCAGAGGGCAUGCCUAUAGUAUUACACGAGUCAAGUAUGUUGAUAUUAUGACGCCAAAUCAAGUAGGAAAAAUUCCUUUGUUGCGAUUGAGAAACCCAUGGGGUAACGAGGCUGAAUGGAACGGACCUUGGAGCGAUCAAUCACCUGAAUGGAGGUUUAUUCCUGAUCACGAAAAAGAAGAACUAGGAUUAACGUUCGACGUAGAUGGUGAAUUUUGGAUGUCUUUACAAGAUUUCAAACACCACUUCACAAGGCUUGAGAUCUGUAACUUGAAUCCGGACUCUUUAACAGACAGCGAUCUCGGCGCUGGUAAAAAAAAAUGGGAAAUGAGCGUAUUUGAAGGGGAAUGGGUACGCGGAGUGACAGCUGGUGGAUGCCGUAACUUUUUAGAAACCUUCUGGCACAAUCCGCAGUACCGUAUAACAUUAGAAUACCCAGAUGAAGAUGAUGACAAAUGCACGGUUAUCGUAGCCUUGAUGCAGAAAAAUCGUAGGGCACAACGACAGAUGGGUGCUGAUUGCCUGACAAUUGGGUUUGCCAUGUAUCGUCUGGAAGAUCCCGACAGAUUACCAAAGCCGUUAGAUGUUAAUUUUUUCAAAUUCAACGCCUCAGUAGCUCGAUCUCCAUCAUUCAUUAACCUUCGUGAAGUUAGCUGCCGCUUCAAAUUGCCGCCUGGUGUAUAUUGCAUUGUUCCCAGUACUUUUGAUCCUCACGAAGAAGGCGAAUUCUUAUUGAGAGUAUUUUCUGAAAAUCAGAACAACAUGGAGGAAAAUGAUGAACAAGUUGGUAUCGGCGAGGUUGAUGAUAGGGUGAAUAACCAUGGUAAAGAAAGGCCAGAUGGGCAAGAAGAUACAGUAAGAGAUCAGCCUGAGCCUGAUAGAAACGAGGAAAAAGUACGAGAGUUCUUCAGAAAACUUGCCGGUGAUGAUAUGGAGGUUGAUUGGAUGGAAUUGAAAGAAAUCUUGGACUUUGCUAUGCGAAAAGAGCUACCAUCAUCUGCUCGACGUAGCGAAGCUCGAGCCCCAGAAAUCACCCCAGGAGAAGGGUCCAUUGUCGACACGCUCAUCUCGUUACUCUGUGGUCUUGUUUGUAAUAACGAGCAAUACAAUAAACCUGUAGAACUGCAAAACGAAGGUUUUAGUAAAGAUAUAUGCCGCAGUAUGGUGGCCAUGCUGGAUACAGAUCGUUCUGGUAAACUAGGAUUUGAAGAGUUUAAAUCACUUUGGAAUGACAUUAGAAACUGGAGGGCUGUCUUCAGAUUAUACGAUAGAGAUGGUUCCGGAUACUUAAGCGCGUUCGAGCUUAGACAAGCUUUAAACAGCGCUGGCUAUCGCAUGAAUAAUCAUGUCUUGAACAUACUUGUACAUCGUUAUGGAACGAAGGAUGGAAUGAUCGCAUUUGACGACUAUAUCAUGUGCGCUGUACGUCUAAAGACGAUGAUUGAUAUAUUCAGAGAACGCGAUCCAGAUAAGACAAACACUGCUACUUUUACAAUGGAAGAAUGGGUUGAGAAGACAUUGUAUUCGUAAUCCAUAGCAAAAAAGAGUCAAACAGAAAGCACAAACUCAGGAACAAAUUGUCGACCAGAUGUUGGUCGACGUGAAACUUUGAAGUACCACAUUUUCGAAAUCCUGGAAGCUAAAUAAAAUUGAAGCUCUCAUUUCUUCAAAACUCCGAACUCCUUUUCUCGUAACUGUUAAGCUUUAUUGAUCAUCUCUUUCAUUGUAACUAAUAACUCACUAUCGCUAAAUAUUUGUUUGUAAGCUUAUGCGUUUCAGAUUUACUCGAUCAAUUCAUAAAUGUAUAAAUAAUUUUUCAAGUACAUGUAUAUCCAUUUGUGUUGAGUCAAUUCAAGUGUUCGAGCUAACUGAGCUUACCAACGUAAUAUUUAGAAUCAGAUUCAUCGAGAGAACGUUAUUAAUAUUGUACUCACAUCUUUAUUUUCUGGGCAAAAUAUUUUUUUUCGAAUUCAUCAAUUAUUGCAUGAUAAACUCCUACAUGUGUAGAAAGAAAACAUCGAAGUUCGUAGAAGUUGGUUCAAUUUGCAGGAGAAACAGUGGUGUCAAACAGAAACAGCUUUAAUUUAUGUUGGUUAUAUGUAGGGAUCCUGAUACUUUGAAAAGGUUGGUUGGGAAAAAAUCGUUACUUUGCAUUCAUUUUAUCAUAACAUAGUCAUACAUUAAGUAAUUAUAAAAUCUUUAUAUUCGCAAGCUAUGGACCCCUCUUUAAAAAUACAAAAAUCAGAAAAUCCUAAUUACAAGAAUUAUGAAGAAAAUGUUCAUUGAAGCUUUAUUUCAAAUCGCUUCUGAAUAGUUUAUGAUUUAAUGCCUAGUAGAUCUGGUCGAAUAUAAUAAUUCAAUAAAUACUCUUUAGUAGUAUCUUGUAAUGAAAUUAAUAAAAAGUAUCGAUUUUUGGCCGACCCACCUCUUUAAAUAAGGCAUAGGCAGCAGGACCAGGAUAGCUAUCUAAAUUAUAAUUAGUGCGUUGGUUUCAUGGUGCAAAGUAGAUAGUUGUUGUUUAUAAGAAUCUUUUAUAGAUA
Diprion similis is the source of this 3800-nucleotide messenger RNA. It is a transcript of the gene Calpb, whose product is annotated as calpain-A. The transcript has 16 exons. Gene Ontology annotation, cellular component: cytoplasm. Gene Ontology annotation, molecular function: calcium-dependent cysteine-type endopeptidase activity; calcium ion binding. The record is from RefSeq and is a predicted model, not a curated record. Gene Ontology annotation, biological process: proteolysis. NCBI's taxonomy places the organism in Eukaryota, Metazoa, Arthropoda, Insecta, Hymenoptera, Diprionidae. The coding region runs from base 478 to 2790 and encodes 770 amino acids.